AUGUUGGCAGUGCCCCGUGUGGUAAGACUUCAAUCGUCAGUGCGCUCUUUUGCAACUGCUGCUGCUGCUGCUGCUGCUAGUCAGCAACCCAAAGCCGUAAGCCAGAAAUUUAAGGUCGUUGUUGUUGGUGCUGGUCCUGGCGGUUUGUCCGUCUCCUCCACUCUUGCCAAAUUGUUGGGAAAGAAUCAGGUUGCUGUCAUCGAUCCCGCUCAAAGACAUUAUUACCAACCUCUGUGGACUUAUGUUGGUGGCGGUAUCAAGGAUUUCAGCGAAUCUUUCAAGCCGAUGGGAUCGGUGGUCCCCAAGGAUGCUGAAUGGAUCCAAGACAGAGUGGUGAAGCUCGACCCCGACAACAACCAAGUGACAUUGGCCAACAAUGAAGUCAUUGGCUAUGAUUAUCUGGUGGUGGCAGCAGGCAUCCAAAUCAACUGGGAUCAAGUCAAGGGUUUGAAGGAAGCUCUCGGAAAAGACGGUGUUACAUCCAAUUAUUCCGCCGACAGCGUACAGAAAACAUGGCAGUUUAUCCAAGAUUUCAAGGGCGGAAACGCUGUGUUCACCUUCCCCAACACGCCUCUCAAGUGUCCCGGUGCUCCUACAAAGAUCACUUUCCUUGCUGAAGAAGCUUUCCGUCGCAACGGUGUUCGCGAUAAGACCGACGUCAUCUAUAAUACUAGUUUGGGAAAGAUCUUUGGUGUUGAUCACUAUGGACGUGUCCUCCAGCAGUUGGCUGACGAACGUGGUAUCAAGGUUAACUUUCAGACUGAAUUGAUCGAAAUUGAUGCCGGCAAUCGCGAAGCUACGUUCAGAAACAACGCCACCAAAGAGUCCCACAAGGUUCACUACGAUUUCUUGCACGUUGCCCCUCCUCAAGGUGCCCCCACCUUCAUCAAGGAAUCCAAACUCGCUGAUGCGGCUGGCUUCGUGGAUGUGAACAAGGAGACCUUGCGUCAUAACAAAUACAAGAAUGUGUAUGCGUUGGGCGACUGCUCUUCCCUUCCUACCUCCAAGACGGCUGCUGCGAUUACUGGUGAAUCUGGCGUGCUCAAGCACAACUUGAUCGCCGAUCUCGAGGGCAAGCAAGUGGAACAAGCUGCCUACGAUGGCUAUACCAGCUGUCCUUUGAUUGUAGGCCGUGACCAAUUGAUUCUGGCGGAGUUCUCGGGUUACACCGGUUCGCCUCUCGAAACUUUCCCCGUUGAUCAACGUCAAAUUAGUCAGGCAGCUCAAUUCUUGAACAAGGAAGUCAUUCCCUCCAUCUACUGGAACGGUUUGUUGAACGGUACCUGGACCGGUCCCGCCAAGUUAAGAAAGCUCAUGAACCCUCUCCGUUCCGCCAACUAA
This is a messenger RNA of Radiomyces spectabilis, 1341 nucleotides long. RefSeq lists its product as uncharacterized. Gene Ontology annotation, molecular function: sulfide:quinone oxidoreductase activity; FAD binding. The record is from RefSeq and is a predicted model, not a curated record. NCBI's taxonomy places the organism in Eukaryota, Fungi, Mucoromycota, Mucoromycetes, Mucorales, Radiomycetaceae. Gene Ontology annotation, cellular component: mitochondrion. The transcript has 4 exons. The coding region runs from base 1 to 1341 and encodes 446 amino acids.